UGCAAUAUUUAUGCGGACCCUGGGAAUCCGAUACAAAGGUUGUCACUCGUGGAUAAUUUGCGUAUGUUUCUGUAUGAUUUUCACGGAACGUUCAGUUUAUCGCGAGACUGCAUGUAAGUAAGACUCUUGGAAUCUCUCCCCCGCUGUAAAUUUAUUAACGGUGAUAGUGAUGCAUGCGUGUGGAAAUUACGUGUACAGUCUUCGUAUAUAAGAAGAUAGCUCUAAAAUAGUUUAAGCAAGAGGAUAUAAUUAAUUUUAUGUGAAAUGAUAUUAAACACGAUUAGCCCGUCUGUUAAAUUUGGCCUUCAUUUUUGUGGUGUCUGGCCUGGAACACCAUUUCACUUCCUACAUAAGUUAUGUUGGGUGAUAGCGAUAAUUACGCUUCAGACUUAUCAAUACAAAUAUAUCGUUAUACAUUAUAACACCGAUACUCUUAUGAACAUAGCAGAAAAUUUGAGCAUCGCCGUGCCUUUCAGUUUAGUGUUUAUCAAAUUAUUUGUUACUUGGACAAAUUAUGGCUUGUUUUGCGACAUUUUAUCAACCAUGGAAGAGGACUGUCAGAAAUAUGCUAAUAUGGAUAUAAAUAAUCUGAUAACAAAAACCGGAUUGUUCUCCUUUUAUGUAACUAGCAUAAUCAUGUCCUCGUAUCUGAUGUCUACGGUUAGUUAUCAUGCCGGCGCUAUUGCAUUUCAAGGAACAAACGAUUCAAUGUCUCGAGAGCUUCUUUUGAAAAUGGAUUUACCUUUCGAGACGAGUGAAUCCCCGAAUUACGAACUUGUGGUUACCACACAAUUUAUUAUUCAUUUCUCUGCAGCUCUUGCGUUCGGAACGUUCACUGCCCUGCUUUUCAUGAUGAUACUGCAUUUAGGGUGUCAAAUCGACAUAAUGUGCCAGAAUCUAACAGAUGUUUUUUCUAAAACUGAGAACAAGCUAAAAUUUUUUAUUAGUAGAUAUCAAGAAAUCAUUGCUUUUGCAGAGAAAAUUGAGAAACUUUUUACGUAUAUGGCUCUUAGCCAACUUGUAUCAAAUACAGUUAAUACUUGCUGCGAAGGAUUCCUCAUUGUAGUUGCUGUAAACGAUGAGAGUGGACUUGCUAUUGAUAUACUCAUCAAAUCUAUUGUAUUUUACAUAGUUAUUUGCUUAGAAGUUUUCAUAUAUUGUUUCGCUGGGGAAUAUCUUCGCACUAAGGUUGUUGUAUACAAUAUCGUUUUGUUUCUUAUUUGCACUAUAUCAGACACAUUGUACUGAAAAAACAUAAAAUAUUUUAUAAACGAAUAAUUGUUUUGGAAAAAAAAUAGCUGUAAGUGCAGUUGGUACCAAUUAUUUCAUUAUUUCUUCUUAUAAAUCUUCCACAAUUUUUAUUAAUUUUAUUUUAUUUUAUUAAAUUUGUAAAUAUAUAUAAUUCAUAUUUAGACCAAGGCGUUUAAGUGGAGACAGUGGUGCACGAGAGAAAUACGUUUAAGAUAAAGUUGAACGUUCGUAAGCAAGAACGAAAUGAAGAAGAGAUAAAUCCCCUCAAGGCUAAUUACGUCUUGUUAAAAUAGUUUUUCUCUGUUCUUAAGCAAAGAAGAUUCAUUCAAACAAAUCUGUUUACAUUUGUGCCAAAUUGUGAAAGUGAAUUGUGUUUGAGGUACACAAAGCGAGGAACCGUAAAAAAUAUAUUGCACUCGCAAGUGUGCCAAUAUCUCUUUGACUUUGAAAUGUUUAUUGUUCUUUCUUCGUUUCCUUGAAUCGAAUCGUUCAAAGUUCUUUAAGUAUACACUAGUUCUUUAUGUUAAAAAGUACUACAAGGCAUAUGUAUUUCGUAUUAACAUAUCGCUUCGAUGUGUAAAUAUAAUUAAAAGAAAGUUAUUAAUACUUUUCAUUUAAAAUAUCUGUUUCGUUAUUAGAGCCAAUUAAUCGGCGACA
Messenger RNA from Bombus huntii, 1908 nucleotides. RefSeq lists its product as uncharacterized. The transcript has 4 exons. Gene Ontology annotation, biological process: detection of chemical stimulus involved in sensory perception of smell; sensory perception of smell. Gene Ontology annotation, cellular component: plasma membrane. The coding region runs from base 265 to 1248 and encodes 327 amino acids. Gene Ontology annotation, molecular function: olfactory receptor activity; odorant binding. NCBI's taxonomy places the organism in Eukaryota, Metazoa, Arthropoda, Insecta, Hymenoptera, Apidae. The record is from RefSeq and is a predicted model, not a curated record.